Messenger RNA from Dermatophagoides pteronyssinus (European house dust mite), 1813 nucleotides. RefSeq lists its product as uncharacterized. Gene Ontology annotation, molecular function: steroid hydroxylase activity; iron ion binding; heme binding. NCBI's taxonomy places the organism in Eukaryota, Metazoa, Arthropoda, Arachnida, Sarcoptiformes, Pyroglyphidae. The record is from RefSeq and is a predicted model, not a curated record.
UAAAAAUGGUGAAUAACUAAGCUUUAGCUGUCAUUUCAAUCAUUUUCAAUUCAAUUCAAAUCAAAUUCAAAUUAUCGAAACUAAGUCCAGAAAACAUACAAGAUGUUUUCAACAAUAUUUAGGGAUUUUUUAUUAAAUCCAUAUCUUUUGUAUAUAAUAUCCGUUGUAAUAAUUAUCUUUAUAAUAUGGAGAUUAUAUAUUGAAUUUUAUGAAUAUCUAAUUAAAGAACAAUGUCGACGACAAAAUCUAAAAUUUGUUCGUAUACCAAGUCAAAGUAUGGCAUUAUUACGUAAAAAACGUUAUGAUAUUGUUGAAACUGAAUUGGUUAAAAAGAAUGGUAAAUUAUUUGGUGCUAAUAUGCUUAAUGAAAUGACUAUUUAUGUUGCUGAUGCUGAAUUAGUACAAAUUAUUUGUAAUCGUGAAUUUACUAAAUUUUCAAAUCGUAGAGUAUUUUUACUUGAAGAUCCUGUUUGGGAUAAUUUAUUGUUUGCAACCAAUGAUGAUAAAUGGAAACGUUUACGUUCAAUAAUGUCACCGGCAUUUUCCAGUGGAAAAUUACGUAAAUUUAAAUAUUGUAUUGAUGAUACGUUUAAAAUUAUGGCAAUGAAUCUGGAUAAAUCGAUUGCCAGGGAUCCGGUUAUUAAUGUUAAACAAUUGGUCGGUGCAUUUACAAUGGAUACAAUCAUACAGAUAUCGAUGGGUAUGCGAAUUGAUUCAUUAAAAGAUCCAAACAAUUUGAUUAUUAAAUAUGCACGAAAAUUAUUUGGUCAUGAUAUAAACAUACGUGAUACGCUUGUAUUUUUUAUUGCAUUUUUUCAUCCAAAAUUAUUGAAAUAUCUUCAUCUUAGAUUUCAAGGUGAAGCAAUUGAUUAUUUUAAAAAAUGUGUACUAGAAAUUGUAGAGAAAAAACGUAAAGAAAUGAAAAACCGUCAGGAAUCGAUGAAAGCAACAAAUUUUAUUGAAUUAGUUUUGGAAGUAGAAAAAGAACAAGAAUCAAUGAUGAGCCAACAACAACAACAACAGAAUGGAAAUGCUAAACCAUUUAAACAUAUUACCAUUGAUGAAAUGAUUGCACAAUGUAUAACAUUUUUUACUGUUGGUUAUGAUACAACAGCCACAACCAUAACAAAUACCUGUUAUACAAUGGCAACAAAUCCGGAAAAACAGGAAAAACUUUAUAAAAGUAUCAUUGAAACAUUGAAACAAUUGGCUAAUGAAAGAGAUGAUGGUUGUAAUGAUCCUUACGAGUUGAUUACAUUCGAUACAUUGAAUCGUUUUGAAUAUUUGAAUGCAUGUUUAAAUGAAUCAAUGAGAUUUUUAACAUUAGUUGCUGCUACCGAAAGAUUAGCAACCGAAGAUUGUCGUAUUGAAACAAGUGAUAAAAAAAUUUGGUUCAAUGUUAAAAAAGGUAAUGUUAUUCGUAUACCGAUACUUAGUCUGCAUAAAGAUUCGGAAAAUUUUUCUCAACCUGAUCAAUUUAUACCGGAAAGAUUUUUACCAGAACAAAAUGAUGAAAACAAUGAAAGAAAUUUUAAUAAAUAUGCAUUUAUGCCAUUCGGUACUGGACCAAGAAAAUGUAUUGCAUCAAAUUUAGCCAUUUUAGAAGCAAAAAUGGCAUUAAUACAUUUAUUUCGUAUGUAUCGUUUAAGUGUUGAUCAAAAACGUACAAAAAUACCAAUCGAUUAUUAUAUAAAUGCUGAUUUAUUAAUUUCAAAAGAUGUUUAUUUACAUGUUGAACAACGAUUAUAAUAAUUUUUUAAAAAUGUAAUCUUUUUUUCUUGUUGUUGUUGUUGAAAAUAAAUAUUUUUUUUUU